AUGAAUUGUUUCAAAAUUUCAAUUAAUGGAUCUGUUGAAGUUCUUUCAGAUCUCGGGUGCACAAAAAUGAAGCAAAACCAGUUUGUGUCGUCGUCAGCACGUAAAGCUCGAAAAGCGCACUUCAAUGCACCAUCACAUAUCCGAAGGAAACUGAUGAGCGCUCCACUUGCUAAAGAUCUCCGAAUCAAGCACGGAGUCCGAUCGAUCCCAAUUAGAAUGGACGAUGAAGUGACGGUGGUUCGAGGUCAUUACAAAGGAAACGCAGGCCGUGUGAUGCGUGUCUACCGAAAGAAAUUCGUCGUUCAUAUCGAUAAGAUCACUCGUGAGAAGGCGAACGGUUCGACCGUUCACAUCGGCAUCCAUCCGUCGAAAGUGGCCAUCACCAAGCUGAAAAUGGACAAAGAUCGUAAGGGUAUGAUUGAACGUAAAGCGGCCGGACGUGCACGUGUCACUGGACUCCUUAAAGGAAAACAUACCGAGGAGAGUAUUGCCGAGGAAUAA
Molecule: messenger RNA, 501 nt
Organism: Anisakis simplex (herring worm)
Lineage: Eukaryota; Metazoa; Nematoda; Chromadorea; Rhabditida; Anisakidae
Source: the annotation of a GenBank genome assembly